Biomphalaria glabrata is the source of this 4149-nucleotide messenger RNA. Its product is annotated as P protein-like. The transcript is spliced from 21 exons. The record is from RefSeq and is a predicted model, not a curated record. Gene Ontology annotation, biological process: transmembrane transport. The coding region runs from base 614 to 2923 and encodes 769 amino acids. Lineage: Eukaryota; Metazoa; Mollusca; Gastropoda; Planorbidae. Gene Ontology annotation, cellular component: membrane.
UUUAUUUGUCUCCUAGGGUAACUCUCACGGAGACCUCACGUUUCUCUACUUCUCACAUGUUUUGCUUAAAAAGGGAAAUUAGAUUUUAUUAUUUUUAACCUAUAGACUAUUGCCACUUAUUUGAUUGUUGGGAACUCCUUAAACUUCACUCGCAAAUAUUUCCUUCCUGCCUAAACUGUCGUAUUUCGUUGACAACAUAUGUCAUGGGAGUUCACCCAUUCUCCAUGUGCCUGACAUUGUGCCGCUGUAAUAGAGAAGGAAGUUGUUUUUUUUUUUGUUUAUUGCAUGUCUCCAGUCUUCCCCCACCCCCAUCCCCCACUUGCUGGGUGACGACAUGGGAUAACCAUUUUAUAUCAAGCCUCUCUGGACAUUUCACUGUCGGCUCUGCAUUGUCUGGAGACAGAUGAGUUAUCAAGUAAUCACAUUUCACAAGUGCUUUCAAGAUUUGGAAAGGGAAAACCAAAUAAAAGCCAUUCUUUCUCAGGCUCAUUACUAUUUAUUUUUGAUAUUGUUAUUUUGAUAACAUGCACUUGGAAACUUCUUCGACUCCAGGGAUCCAAAUCUAGCAUUGGAUGAAACUCUUGGUCAGUCGAAGGCAAAGAGACUUGGAAGUAUGGCGUCGUUGAAUCGUGCGGACUCCUUCCGUAAUUCUUCCGGCUCAGGACUAGGAGAGUCCAUGGGUCACAGUCUGCAUAUCAACCCGAAAAGAACGAGAACUCCUCGCUUUGCUUCCAUGCCAUAUCAAAGCAACCAAUUUGACAGCGAGGAUUCGAUCACAACAUCCCUGGUGGACUCUGGAAACACAACAGAUGAGAAUUUCGAUGCAGAGUCUGCUCCACUUUUGGGGAACUCCAGGACGUUUUCCACUUCACUGACCUCGACCUAUACCGGCAGCAGUGCUGAACUCACGGCGUCUCUUCGUGAGAAAAUCCACAGCGCCGUGGACUCGUGCCACGGACUGAGCAAAUGGACAAUUUUAAAGUACCUUAAAAUACUGAGCCUCUUUGUCAUCACCAUACUGUGUUGUGCUGUCAUAGUGUCCAAUCCAGAAGAGCACGAAGUGGACAAAAUAACUGUGUUACACAAAGAUCAGGAAGUUCAGUUAUUUAAAGAUAUUGGCACUGUUGACAUGCCUAACGUACGACUUAAGGUGAUGGGGCCUUUUUACGACCCUGACCUUAAUAUUACUGGGAAUAAUACGGAAAUAUUUCUUAGGGGACAGUCUGAGAGCAAGAUCAAUCUAACAAUCAACAACACAGCACUUGAAACUGGUGCAAAUAUUCUAGUCACAAGUGAUUUAUUUUGUCAUGGAAAUGACAGCUGUGUUCUGAGCGUGCGCUCUGAUUUGCAGAUCGCCAUUGGUUGGGUCACGCAGGAGUUGUCAUGGCAACUUGAAAAUGAAGUGAUCUACGCCUUCCUAGUGCUAAGUUUUGUCUACGUUCUAAUUAUAUUUGAGCUAGUCCACAGAACCCUGGCAGCCAUGUUAGGAGCAUUAGCCGCCCUUGCUGUAUUGUCUGCUCUGAACGAGAGGCCAAGUCUGGAAGUCAUCAUCAGUUGGAUAGACAUGGAGACAUUAAGUCUGCUGUUUGGUAUGAUGAUUCUUGUGGCCAUACUGUCGGAAACUGGUUUCUUCGACUACUCUGCACUCAAGGCCUACAAAAUAGCCAAAGGUAAAAUUUGGCCUCUUGUAACAUUGUUAUGUGUCUUUAGUGCCAUUGUGUCGUCCUUUCUAGACAACGUGACCACCAUACUUCUGCUGACUCCAGUAACUAUCAGGUUAUGCGAGGUUCUAAAUUUGGAUCCACGUCGCAUUCUGAUUGCUGAAGUUCUUUUCUCUAACAUUGGGGGGACAGCAACUGCGAUUGGGGAUCCUCCUAAUGUCAUCAUUGUGGGAGCUCUGAGUUCAAAGGGCAUCUCCUUCUCUGUGUUCACUAUGCACAUGUUCCCAGGCAUUGUCUUUGUCAGUCUAGCAGGCUAUGGUCUGCUGCGUUUGUAUUAUAGACAGAUUGACAGACUCAAAAACAAGGAUCCCCAAGACAUAGCGGAAAUGAAGCACGAGAUUGCUAUGUGGAGAAAAGCUGCAAUGAGGCUGCAGGUCAUCACUAGAGAGGAGACUGUCAUGAGAGCGUUGUUCCUUCAGAAAGCACUCCAGAUCGAGCACACCAUGAAUAAGAUCAUCUUUAAAGGAAGAAAAUGUCUGGAAGAUGAUAAAAAAGAAACACUGAGAAAGUUAGAGAGUCAGUACGUGAUCAAGGACUACACUAUGCUGUUAAAAAGUAGCAUCGUGCUGUUGGCUGUCAUCAUCUUGCUGUUUAUCUACUCCUUCGUCAGUGCCCUUCACCUGGACAUUGGGUGGAUUGCAGUACUGGGCGCCUUGUGGCUUCUGGUGUUGGCCGAUGUGAGCGACAUGGACAGAAUACUACAUAAAGUGGAGUGGAGUACUCUGCUUUUCUUUGCUGCUCUGUUUAUAUUGAUGGAGGCCCUGUCAGAGCUCGGGAUGAUCACUACAAUAGGUGACGUGAUUGCAGAGAUUAUCAAGUCAGUUGGUCCAGAACACCGGCUACUUCUGGCCAUCGUGGUCAUCACUUGGAUCUCUGCGAUAGCGUCCAGCUUUAUAGACAACAUUCCUUACACCACUGCUAUGGUGCCUGUCCUGCAACAUUUGAGUGAAGACAAAGAUCUACAACUUCCGUUAAUCCCUUUAGUUACCUCUCUUGCUUUUGGCGCAUGUCUUGGAGGCAAUGGUACCCUGAUCGGUGCCUCGUGCAAUGUCGUCUGCGCUGGAAUUGCAGAACAACACGGCUACGGCUUUACUUUCUGGGAGUUUUUCAAAAUUGGUUUCCCCAUGAUGCUAGUGACCACACUAGCUGCCACCUGUUAUAUUUUAUUGUGCCACAGUGUCAUUCACUGGAACAACGUGUGACAGAUGGCACUCAGUCCGUUCUGCAGAUAGUAUUGACUGUGAUGACAUGCAUAGCAACCGUUGUGUUGUGGUUGUUUUUCUCAACACUUGAAUCCAGGCUCCAGUUAUGAAAACAUUGUAGAUUUCGUAGAUACGAAAUUAAUAGUCCAUUCAUUCCAAUGUCUCGAUGUAUAGACCAACUUAUGUUUCAAGGGAACAGGACAAAGACUCUUGUAUGGACCCAAGGAAAACAGGAAUUACAUUUUCCUUCUGUUAUGCAAAUGUAUUUUUGAAAAAAAAAAACAAAAAACAUGAACAUGAUAUUCGUUCAUUUCAUACAUUUCCAUUUUUUGCCCAAAUACUUUUUGCCGAUACUUUAAUGUAGAUACGUGCUUAAUUCAAUGUAUUUUGUAGGCUAAAAAGAUGAUAUUAAUUUAAAGCUCUCUCGCAAUCUUUUGUGUUCAUGUUUACAUCGGUAUCCACACUUUUGUAACUCACGUUUUUCAUCAAUGACUUGUUAUAAAACUUUGUGAACAUAUUUAUUCCUUGACUUUUUGGCAUUAACGAUUAUUUCUGUACUCAUAGUCACAUUCUCCCAUAGUCACAUUCUCCCAUAAUCACAUUCUCCCAUAGUCACAUUUUUCCCAUAGUCACAUUCUCCCAUAAUCACAUUCUCCAAUAGUCACAUUCUCCCAUAAUCACAUUCACUCGUAUUUUUUUAAAUAUGUGUUGCUAUUUUUUGUUUAUUUUCAAAGUCACAAUAUUUGCUUAACAAUUUCACUGAAGUUAACAAGAAAUGCCUACAUGACAUAGGGUUUCAUUUUAUGUGCGGCGCUGCGUGCUAUGUACUGGAGGCAUCUAGAGAAAGUAACGAUUAUAUGGCUAGAGCCCGUAACUCCAUAUCAACUCCAUAUCGCGGUUACCUCAUAGCACAACGUGGCGACGAGCUAUUGGUCUCCACUACCCACAGGUUGCGACGUAGCAGGUAAGAGGUGAGGCCUACUAGAACUAAUGUUCUCGAUUGAUUGGUAUCUGAUUGUACUGUCUACACUCGGAUGACCACAAAAAAACUGAGGCACUGUCUAAACCUACAUUGAUUUGUCUUUCUUUCAAUUAUUUCAGCAGUCAAACUAUCUUACAUGUCUCAUUGAACCUUCACCUCCACAAAGUAAAAUAAAAAAACACUUUCAACAAUAUCAAAUGAUUGACGAAACAAUGAAAUAAAAAAUUGACACUGAAUACUAAUA